Molecule: messenger RNA, 579 nt
Organism: Colletotrichum fioriniae
Lineage: Eukaryota; Fungi; Ascomycota; Sordariomycetes; Glomerellales; Glomerellaceae
Biological process (GO): ribosomal large subunit export from nucleus
Cellular component (GO): nucleolus; preribosome, large subunit precursor
Source: RefSeq, a predicted model, not a curated record
AUGGCGAAACCGGGCGUAUCCAAGAAGAACAGACAACCCUCGCUCCACUCGAGAGCCGCAAGGCGGGCGACGGACGUCGACAUCGACACCGACAAGUCUCUCAAGGAAGUCAAGGCCCCGGCCGCCGCGACCGACUUUCGGCCGUCGGUUCUCAACGCCCAGCACAACUCUGGCGUGUCCAAGAAGACCAAGAACCGCAAGGCGCAGAUGAGCGCCAAGGCCAAGGAGAGGAAAGAAAGGGCGGCGGACCGUGCCGAGGCCAUCAUGGGGAGGACGUCGACCAAGACGGAGAAGAGCAAAGACAAGGCGCGGAGGGUCCAGACGCGGAGCAAGCAGUGGGAGGACAUUAACAAGGGGGCCAUUGCGGCCAAGAAGUUCCCCGACGAGGAGGAUCUCGAGGUGGAGCAGAGGCAGACGAAGAGCAGGACCGUCGAGGUGGCUGCUGGCAAGGACUGGGAGACGGACGAGGAGAUGGACGGCGCCGACGAUGAUGUCGCUGCGCCUGCGCCUGCGCCCGCUGCUGCUGCUGUGUCGGCGCCUCCCCCGGCAAACGACGAUUUCGACGAGGAGAUUUUGUAG